CGCACAAAACAGUAUUGCCAUCAAGGUUGACGAAGGUACAUGCCUAGCCAUCGGUUGACCCCAAUUGACCCUCAGUCGUUUAAGUGAUUGAGCGCAUUUAUAUUCGAGAGACUGGAGCGAGCAGUUUAUGUCUAUUUCUGUUUAUCGUGAUUCUUUUCGUGAACUUUAUUUAAACACAUUUCACUGAAAACACCGGCGUAUUUAGCGGGAAAGCAGUAGAAACGGCGAGUAUGCAUGUUGAUGCAAACCCGAAUCAACCAAACGAAGUGCAAGAAAGUUCAUCGUGUGAAAAUGCUGUAAAAUCAAGCAGAACUGAGAAAAGCUGUUUGACUGUCACCAAUGUUCCUGCUUGCGUUUUCAUUUCGGACGAAGGGAAGGAGGAAUUUGAAAAUCUUAUUAAAGAAUAUGGUGCAAUAGUAUCCAUUAUAUAUUUGCAAAGUUUCAGACGUGCAAGAGUCCUUUACCACAAAGAAGACGAUAGCUGCUCGGCAAAGGCCAAGCUUAAUGACUUAACCUUCCAUGGGAACAAAUUAAAAGCAUAUUUCACACAGAUCCCUUGUUCUCCUGCAUUAUCAUCAGUAUCUACUUCUACUCUACUCCAUCCACCUCCACCAGUCAAGCAAUUUGUAAUAUCACCUCCUGCCUCGCCACCCGUCAAUUGGAAACCAACUACAGAAGCAUCGCCUGUCGUAAAUCAUGAACUCUUGACAGCCAUUGCAAGGCUCAAGCCAAACCAACCUUUUGAGGCCCAUGUAGCUACAGGUGAUGAGCCGAGCAUCACUAUUCACUGGUGUGAAGAGGAGGACAAAUCGGGGGAAAAGAAAGAUCAUCCACUGUGUAAUUUACCAAGGCAUGUGGUGCAGACACAAAAACCAAACACUUGAUAGCCUGGCACUACUUUACCAUUUUGAGCCAAAGUCAUGCUUUCCACAAAAAUUAUCUUUGGAAAAUGUAUUAAGUCUUAUUUAUGAAUUUAUUAGUGUAUUUAAAGUGAAUAGUGAAGGUAAAUUUACUUACAAUAA
Messenger RNA from Xenia sp. Carnegie-2017, 1022 nucleotides. Its product is annotated as calcipressin-2-like. Bases 231 to 884 code for a protein of 217 amino acids. The transcript has 3 exons. Gene Ontology annotation, cellular component: nucleus; cytoplasm. Gene Ontology annotation, biological process: calcium-mediated signaling. Lineage: Eukaryota; Metazoa; Cnidaria; Anthozoa; Malacalcyonacea; Xeniidae. The record is from RefSeq and is a predicted model, not a curated record. Gene Ontology annotation, molecular function: calcium-dependent protein serine/threonine phosphatase regulator activity; nucleic acid binding.